GAGGAGGAGGCGGAGAGUCGCUCCCGCCGGGCGAGCAUGGGGCGCCUGGCGCCCAGGCCGCUGCUGCUGGCGCUCCUGUCGCUGGCUCUUUGUCGAGGGCGUGUGGUGAGAGUCCCCACCGGGAGCCUGGUGCGGGUGGUGGGCACUGAGCUGGUCAUCCCCUGCAAUGUCAGCGAUUAUGACGGCCCCAGUGAGCAAAACUUUGACUGGAGCUUCUCAUCUUUGGGGAGCAGUUUUGUGGAGCUUGCCAGCACCUGGGAGGUGGGCUUCCCAGCCCAGCUGUACCGGGAGCGCCUGCAGAGAGGUGAGAUCCUUUUGAGGCGAACUGCCAAUGAUGCCGUGGAGCUCCACAUAAAGAACGUCCAACCUUCGGACCAAGGCCACUACAAGUGUUCAACCCCCAGCACGGAUGCCACCGUCCAGGGCAACUAUGAGGAUACGGUGCAGGUGAAAGUGCUGGCUGAUGCCCUGCACGUAGCUGCCAGUCAACCGUCUCCCCUGGGCCUGCGCCUGGGUGAGCCCUUCGAGCUGCGCUGCACGGCUGCCGCCACAUCCCCGCUGCAUACUCACCUGGCACUGCUCUGGGAGCUGCAGCACAGCUCCACCCGACAGAAUGUCCUCGCCCUGACCCAUGAGGGCCGGCUGCACCCAGGCCCCAGCUACGAGCAGCGCUACCACAGCGGCGACGUGCGCCUGGACACCGUGGGGAACGAUGGCUACCGCCUCUCUGUGUCCCGGGCCUUGGCCACUGACCAGGGCACCUACAAGUGUGUUGUCAGUGAGUGGAUCGAAGAGCAAGGCAACUGGCAAGAAAUCCAAGAAAAAGCCGUGGAUGUGGCCACUGUGGUGAUCCAGCCAACAGUUUUGCGAGCUACCGUGGGCAGGAACGUGUCUGUGGCUGAAGGAAAGGAGCUGGACCUGAGCUGCAACAUCACAACAGACCGAGCGGAUGAUGUCCGACCUGAGGUGACAUGGUACUUCAGCAGGACACCGGACAGCACUGUGCCUGGCCCCCAUGUGUUGGCACGGCUGGACCGUGAUUCCCUGGUGCACAGCUCUCCUCAUGUUGCUUUGAGUCACGUGGAUGCACACUCCUACCAUUUACUGGUUCGAGAUGUUAGCAAAGAAAACUCUGGCUACUAUUUCUGCCACGUGGCACUCUGGGCACCAGGGCACAACAGGAGCUGGCACAAGGUGGCAGAAGACAUGUCUGCCCCAGCUGGUGUGGAUGUGACCUGGCUAGAACCAGACUAUCAGGUGUAUCUGAAUGCUUCUAAGGUCCCUGAGUUUUCAGAUGACCUCACGGAGCUGGAUUGCCGGGUAGUGGACAUGAAGAGCAUGGAGGCCAGUGUUCGUGUGACAGUGUCCUGGUACUACAGGAUGAACCGGCGCAGUGAUGAUGUGGUGACCAGUGAGCUGCUUGCAGUCAUGGACGGGGACUGGACGCUGAAGUACGGAGAGAGGAGCAAGCAACGGGCCCAGGAUGGAGACUUUAUUUUCUCUAAGGAACGUGUGGACACAUUCAGUUUCCGAAUCCAAAGGACUACAGAGGAAGACAGAGGCAAUUACUACUGCGUUGUGUCCACCUGGACCAAACAGCGGAACAAUAGCUGGGUGAAGAGCAAAGAUGUUUUCUCUAAACCUGUCCACAUAUUUUGGGCAUCAGAAGAUUCUGUGCUUGUGGUGAAGGCGAGGCAGCCAAAGCCUUUCUUUGCUGCAGGAAAUACUUUUGAGAUGACUUGCAAAGUGUCUUCCAAGAAUAUUAAGUCUCCACGCUACUCUGUUCUCAUCAUGGCAGAGAAGCCUGUUGGGGACCUCUCCAGUCCCAACGAAACCAAGUACAUCAUCUCCCUGGACCAGGACUCUGUGGUGAGGCUGGAGAAUUGGACAGAUGCCUCACGGGUGGAUGGCGUUGUGUUGGAGAAAGUGCAGGAAGAUGAAUUUCGCUAUCGAAUGUACCAGACUCAGGUGUCGGAUGCAGGGCUGUACCGCUGCAUGGUAACAGCCUGGUCUCCUGUCAGGGGCAGCUUGUGGCGAGAAGCAGCAACCAGUCUCUCCAAUCCUAUUGAGAUAGACUUCCAAACCUCAGGUCCUAUAUUUAAUGCCUCCGUGUAUUCAGACACACCAUCAGUCAUCCGGGGAGAUCUGAUCAAAUUGUUUUGUAUCAUCAGUGUCGAAGGAACUGCCCUGGAUCCAGAUGACAUGGCCUUUGAUGUGUCCUGGUUUGUGGUGCACUCCUUUGGCCUGGACAAGGCUCCCAUCCUCCUGUCUUCCCUGGACCGGAAGGGGAUUGUGAACACGGCCCACAGGGACUGGAAGAGCAACCUCAGCCUGGAGCGCGUGAGCGUGCCGGAAUUCUUGCUACAAGUGCAUGGCUCCGAGGACCAGGACUUUGGCAACUACUAUUGUUCUGUGACUCCCUGGGUGAAGUCACCAACAGGUUCCUGGCAGAAGGAGGCAGAGAUCUACUCCAAGCCCAUCUUUAUAACUGUGAAGAUGGAUGUGCUGAACGCCUUCAAGUACCCGCUGCUAAUCGGUGUCGGCCUGUCCACUGUCGUCGGGCUCCUGUCCUGCCUCAUCGGGUACUGCAGCUCCCACUGGUGUUGUAAGAAGGAGGUCCAGGAGACCAGGCGUGAGCGCCGCAGGCUCAUGUCCAUGGAGAUGGACUAGGCUGGUACCUGGCCGAGGCAACAACGGGGACGGUCUAGGAGCAAUUUGGGCAAGAAGAGGAUGGUGAUAUUUUAACGUGAAGUGUGUUACACUAAAACCCAGUCCUCUCUAAUCUCAGGUGGGACUUGGCGCUCUCUCCUCUGCAUGUCAAGUUCUGAGCGCGGACACGUUGACCAGCACACAGCUUUUCUUCCCACAGCACUUUCUGAGGACAAUCAAGUGUGUCUUUUCCCAACUGCGGCUUUUUAAUGGUUAACCUCUGUCUAAUUUUUUUCUCCUACUGUUUAUAGAUCUCUGACUUGUAUAUGUUUAUAGCUUUUGUUCCAAGGGAUUGUGGUGAGGAUGGGUGAUGGCAUUCGGAGUUCUUUGUCCUGGGUGAGAGCUGGCUUCAGGGUUGGAGGCAGGUGUGAAGAGAGUGGCUAGGUCACCCUCUACGCCGGCCCAGAGACAACGCAGACCUGUGCUGAAGGCAAAUUUGUGGCGUUCACUACCCUGCCCAUCCCCUAUUUUCAGGGGUUUAGACCACAUUUGAAAUCUAAACUUGCAGUAUGUAACUUCUUAUCAAGCCCAAAUGCAUAUUUUGGUUUUUUGCUUCUCUGCCCCCCUUUCCAUUUCUUUGCUCUUUGCUUUACGUGAGCGUGCUGGAACAGCAGCCCUGGAAUCUAGAAAUUGGCUCUCCACCAAGCACCUUAUCAUGCCACCUUAGCCUUAAGAAUGAAUAUGAAGAAAAAUACAUGGCCACCUCUGUCCAGGGCAGUAAGAAAGUCUACAAGGAAGAGGAGGUUGGGGACAGGGGAAGGAAGAGACACUGACCGCAGUAGUGCGGAGGCACUGCGCCUCAAGGGGCUUCAGGGAGAGGGGAAGGCGGAUCCUCAGUUACGUUUCUGCAGCUCGUGCCAGGAGGGUCAGUGGUGCCAGGCCUGUGUCAGGCGGAAGAAACCACCUCCAUUCCCCAAUCCUGUCCUUUGCAGGAGGCAAAGGCCUUGGACACCAAGAGAUGGCCAGGGGACCACAGAUGCUCCACGUCCUUCACAGGCAGCUUGGUCUCCUUAAUGUGAAGGACAGUUGCUGCUUGUGAGACUGGCUGACUUCAUGGAAUUGGAAACUGCCUGGAAGAACCAUGUAUUUCUCUGACCUUUUCAGUCCUGCAGGUCUUUCUAAGAUUCCCUACAAGGGGUUAGUGAGAAAGGGUAGACUUUGUGGGAUGUUUGCUUUCCUAUUAUGAACCUGAGGGAAAUCCAGCAAUUUAUUGCCAUGUGAACAGCCUGCAAAAUAGAUCUGAGAGCGGUCUCCUUGGCCCGACUGCUUGUAUCAGGAACAGGACAAUGGACCAAAAGAGAUCUCCCACUCCCUGGGUGUCUCGCCCCAGGCUCGGCGCUGGCCUUUCGGAAGUGUCCCGGCGGGGCUGAGGCACAGUGACUCAUGCCCUACAUUGCACUCCUCUGUGCUGCUGCCAUGGCUCUGAAGGAUCUAACACUCCUCUGUCUUCCGAAGGGAAAAAAAGACGUGUUUGUUUUGAGCAAUAAAGUAAUACAAGAUGAUGGCCAUUCAUGUACGGCUCUUUGUCAUAAUGAGCCAGAUGAGCCAGACCCCUCCUGGCUCACGACCUUCCCCUCUACUUCCCACUCUCUGCUGCCCAUGAGUUCUGCACUCAUCACCGAGUCACCCCCGGAGGCAGGUUCCCACUGUGUUUUCUUUUUGUUUUGCCCACUGAGGGGACCACUGAUGUGAUAGGAAUGAGAUUCUGCGCUAAUGGUGGCAGCACAAAUGAAUUCCAGGCACAAAGGAAAUGCGGGAGGAUGGGCGCAGGUGUGCCCAGCAGAGCGUGAGU
Molecule: messenger RNA, 4501 nt
Organism: Molossus molossus (Pallas's mastiff bat)
Lineage: Eukaryota; Metazoa; Chordata; Mammalia; Chiroptera; Molossidae
Gene: PTGFRN
Product: prostaglandin F2 receptor inhibitor
Exons: 9
Coding region: 37-2670 (877 amino acids)
Source: RefSeq, a predicted model, not a curated record